AUGGGCGUUCAAAACGUAUUUGCUAAGAAAACAAGAUCCUCCAGUACAUUUAUACUGGUAGCUCUAUGUUUUGCGCUAUUCACGGACACUUUUGUUUAUGGGAUUAUUGUACCUAUACUUCCUUUCCUCUUGAUAAGCCAUGGCAAUACAGAUUCAAAGGACGUUCAAAAGUGGUCAUCUGUUUUACUGGCGACUUAUGGACUCGCUCUUUUACUUGGCUCUCCUGCGGUGGGCUAUUUUUGCGACAAAUAUCGCACUCGCAAAGCACCACUAGUUUGCGGUUUCGUCGCCAUGGCUCUAGCGACCGUCCUAUUCAUCUCUGCAAGUAAUAUUUGGGUACUCCUCCUGGCUCGAGUAUGCCAGGGUCUGUCGGGCGCAGUCGUGGGAGUUCUAGGAUUGAGCAUGAUCGCCGAAACAUCCAGUCCUGAACAUCUGGGUUCAAAUAUGGCUUGUGGCUCGGCAUCGUUGACAUGGGGGAUGCUUUGCGGUCCUAUGACUGGUGGCUUCCUAUUUUCCCAAUUCGGCACUGUUGGUGCGUUCGGAGUCCCAAUGGCACUGCUUGUGGUUGACAUUGUUCUGCGGAUGUUGAUUGUACAGGAGGAUGAAGAUGAAACAAAAUUCCAUCAGCAGGAGGAUUCUCCUCUCUUGGACAAUGUCUCUGAGAAUACUUCGUUGAGCUUUUACCAUUUCUUGCAUCCAAUCAUGCUGGGGUUGGUAUUUUCUGUCCUCGUCAUUUCUUCCAUUCUAUCGGCCAUUGAAACGACCCUUCCACUAUAUGUCCUCGACACAUACCAUUGGUCCAGUCUGGGCGCAGGACUUGUAUUCCUCCCAUUGACGAUACCCUCCGUCCUCAGUAUCCCAAUUGCCCACUUUGUAAGGCAUUUCACGCCCCGAACGGUUGUGGUAACUGGAUUCUUGUUGAUGGCAGCACCGAUGAUCGCCCUCCGGUGGACUGAAGCAAACACGGUCCACCACCAAGUCGCGAUUAUCUCCUUGCUUUUUAUCGUCGGAGUCUGCCUCACAACAGUCCAAGCGAUUAUUAUGGGGGAUGUCUCCAAUGCAGUGCGCAAGAUCGAAAGCCUUCACGGUAUCACGGAAGAGAAUAGCAGCGGACUGGGACGGGCCUAUGCACUCUGUAACAUGGCAUUUGCUGGUGGUCAAACGCUUGGCCCCAUGGCUGGUGGAUUGAUAAAGCGUGAACUAGGCUGGGGAGUUAUGACACUAGUCCUCGGGAUUCUAUGUUUGGUCGCUGGACUUUCGUCGUUCUUUUCCAUGUUGACAGCCCCACCUAAAAAAGGCAAGAAUAAGGCUAACGAGAACGAUGUUGAGGGGGGUUUUGUUCUAAAG
This is a messenger RNA of Penicillium mononematosum, 1347 nucleotides long. RefSeq names its product MFS transporter. Gene Ontology annotation, biological process: transmembrane transport. The record is from RefSeq and is a predicted model, not a curated record. Lineage: Eukaryota; Fungi; Ascomycota; Eurotiomycetes; Eurotiales; Aspergillaceae. The annotation marks the transcript as partial. The transcript is spliced from 8 exons. Gene Ontology annotation, molecular function: transmembrane transporter activity.